UGUGGGCAGAUAUGUUAGAAGAAGAAAGAAAGCAUUUUGAAGAGGAGGAUAUAGAAGAGGGAUAUAUGGAUGAUGAACUUUCUCUUACCCAUCCUGCGAUUGACACUAACGCGAAAUGGGACUUGUUGGCAGUGUUGGUUGUUUUAGGUCAUAUCUUUAUCUGA
Molecule: messenger RNA, 164 nt
Organism: Dentiscutata erythropus
Lineage: Eukaryota; Fungi; Glomeromycota; Glomeromycetes; Diversisporales; Gigasporaceae
Source: the annotation of a GenBank genome assembly